Molecule: messenger RNA, 249 nt
Organism: Gongylonema pulchrum
Lineage: Eukaryota; Metazoa; Nematoda; Chromadorea; Rhabditida; Gongylonematidae
Source: the annotation of a GenBank genome assembly
AUGCGAUUUCUCAAGAAAUUACACGGCUCGUGCAAUGUUAUGAUUGCAAUUGAGGCAUUUUGCGAGAUUCUUUUUCAGUCUGGACAUAUUGUUGCAGCUUACCGCGCUUAUCGCGGGAAAUACUUCGUCACCUGGGAACACUGUUUUUACUUACAAGUGAUCCCUAAUUUUUUCAUGAAUGUCGGCAAUUUCCUCAAUUUAUGCAUUGGCAUCGAUCGACUGUUCGCAGUUCUGUAUCCUCUAAUGUAA